CUAUCAUUUUUGUAUACAUCAGUUUGGAAGCAAAGAACUAUUCUUGGAAGAUGUUUCGCAAUCUGUAUGACAACGAUACGACGGUGUGGAGUCCACAGGGUCGCCUUUUUCAGGUGGAGUAUGCCAUGGAGGCGGUCAAGCAGGGAGCGGCCACCGUGGGAUUGAAGAGCAAGGACUGCGCAGUGCUCAUUGCAUUGUGCCGCGCAUCAGAAACGGAAACGAUGCAGCCCAAGAUUAUGCCCGUGGACAUGCACCUGGGCAUAUCCAUAUCCGGUCUGACGGCGGAUGCCCGUCUAAUCUGUCAGUACAUGCGCACCGAGUGCAUGUCCUUUCGCCAUUCGUACUCCGGAAGUGUGCCAGUGAACCGACUGGUGACCAAUCUCGGCAACAAGAUGCAGGCCACCACCCAGCGCUACGAUCGUCGUCCGUACGGAGUUGGCAUUUUGGUGGCUGGCUACGAUGAUGGUGGAUCGCACCUUUACCAAGUGAUCCCCUCAGCGGUGGUCCUCAGCUGCAAGGCCAUGGCGAUUGGCUCACGCUCGCAGACCGCUCGCACCUACCUGGAGCGCCACUUGGAGAGCUUCGAGAGCUGCUCGAUGGACGACUUGAUUUGCCACGGCAUUCAGGCCAUUCGCGGCUCGCUGGGUCACAGCCACGAAGAGAACGCAGCCCUCACAAUCAAUGUGGCCAUCGUGGGCGCCAAUCAGCCAUUCAAAACCUUUGGCGAGGAAGAGAAUCGCAAGUAUCUCGACAUGGCCAAGCUCAUGGGCAAUCCAGUGGAGGGAGCAGACGAGGCAACGCACAGCGAUGAUGAUCUUCUGGGCCAGGGACCAAGUGCCACGAGGGACGAGGAUGCUGCCACCGUUGCAUCCACAGAGGAAACGUAAAUUCGCUGACCUACAAAAUUUUUAUCUGUUUCGAUCAAUAUUAGUUGUUAAAAUUUGAUGAGCAAUUAUACAAGGAACCUUUUCUCGUUGAAGAUCUUCCGGCA
This is a messenger RNA of Drosophila subobscura, 991 nucleotides long. It is a transcript of the gene Prosalpha6T, whose product is annotated as proteasome subunit alpha type-1. Gene Ontology annotation, biological process: ubiquitin-dependent protein catabolic process. NCBI's taxonomy places the organism in Eukaryota, Metazoa, Arthropoda, Insecta, Diptera, Drosophilidae. The transcript has a single exon. Bases 51 to 887 code for a protein of 278 amino acids. Gene Ontology annotation, cellular component: nucleus; proteasome core complex, alpha-subunit complex; proteasome core complex. The record is from RefSeq and is a predicted model, not a curated record.